UGCUAGGAAAAGCUAGAUCAUAGUAGAUGGUCUUAGAACCAUCUUAUGAACCAUGGUGCAUAGGUGGUGCAAAUGGCAAACGUGCUGGAGACGACCUGCUCCCUAAGGCAGAGCCUUUAAGUCGAAUGCUUACAGAUCUUGUAAAGGAAGGAUUGAAUACGGCUUAAGUUAUCGUUGCCCCUUUGUUGUCAAAGAAAUGCCCUUCAUGUGGUAGGUCCACUGAGUAAUGGAGGAAGGUCACGAGAAGACAGACUGAAGUUUUACUAAGCUGAUGGUCAGUCAAUGUGGGAGCAAACAAAUUGAAUGAGGAAUGCUCUCUUACUGUUGCAAAAGUUGCUGUAGGUCGUCAGAGGUGCUUUUAACCAAGUAAAAGUAGCAUUCGACGGGAAUUCUGCCCAUGAUUAGGGUGAUGGUGCAACUACAGAGGGGCUGGUGAAUCGGAGAGAACUCAAUGGAAAAUCCAGAAGAUCAGGCCUGGCAGCAAAGCCAGGGCCUAGGAAGCCAGCUCCUUAGUGAACGGGAUGAGUUGCUUGUGCAAGGGGCGGCUGUGGAAAAGGCGGCAGUGCUUGUAGACAUGGCGCUUGAUGGCGUUGGAAUCCCCUUCGAGACCCUGAAAGAGGACGGCUCAGAAGCCGCCAUGCGCGCAUACCUUAUAUACCACAAGCUGGAGUGGCUGAGAGAUGCAGCGGUGCUGGCUCUCCUAGUACUUCUUUUCCUGGAGGCCCCUCCCUGGAUGCGCCAGAUGUGCCCUGAUCCUCAGCAAUAUCCACUUGGCAGCUUGCCCUACAUAUACGCACCGACUGUGGUUUCAGUACAGGCCGCAUGCACGGUUCUCCUAGCGCUGGAAACGUGGCUUGUCCUACAAUACAGAGGCUGGGGGGACUUGUGCAAAGCGCCAGUCCAUGGGACCAAGAUCCUCUUGCUGCUGUGCCUGGCUGCCGACUGCCUCUCCCUCGAGAACGACGUCUUCGUCCGUGUUGGCUACUACAUUAGGAUCCCCGUUGUCGUGACGUUUCAAAGGGAGCUGCGGGAGACUUUUUGCGCGUUGGUGCAAAUUGUGCGCAAGUUUCUGGAUGUCGUGCUGCUGGUGUUUCUGUACAUCGCAAUCUUCGCGUGGCUGGGCAUGCUGUUCUUCCACGAGAGCGAGGAGGGCCGCCAGUGGUUUCCCACCUACCAGCAUUCCCUGCUCAACAUGUUUUACCUCCUCACGCUCUCCUACAACCCCAACAUCCAGAUCCCCGCCUACGAGGCCAACCGGUGGUCGGUGUGGUUUUUCAUCGUCUUCUUGGUGCUGGGGAUCUUCAUCCUCAUGAACCUCAUGCUCGCCGUCAUCUACGAGGCUUUCAAGGAACAGGUUGUAAAGCAGCUGGUGAAGGAGGAGAAGAACCGGGACCGGGACCUGAGAGCGGCUUUCCACUUCCUAGACGACCAGGGUCGCGGUUGGAUCAACAGCUCGCAGAUGGUGGAGCUCUUCACAGCGCUGAGUCGAUUUAGGAGCGUGCCGUCUCUGCAAACGAUGCAGCUCUACUUGAGCGAGCUGAACUCGGAAGAAAGCUUCAAGGUGACUGAGGACGAGUUUCUGGACCUGUGCCACGUCAUCGUGUCGAGAUUUGUCAAAGUCGAAGAGCCGCACUUUCUGGAGUCCUGCUGGCCGGGCCUUUUCUUCUCCGGGAGUUUCCAGACUUUUGCGGCGAUGGUCGCACACCCAGGGUUUACGAUGGCGGUUGACGUCAUCCUCCUGCUCAACCUAGUCGUGCUUGUCAUGGAGGGCAUGACAGACAUGUCCGACUCACCGUCGCACGAGUACUGGCUGUGGGGCGUGUACGCUUUCGGCGGGCUUUACUUUGUGGAGAUGGCGAUGCGCAUUCUGGCGCGCGGUUGGGGCCCCUACUGGCGCAGCUUCCGCAGCAGGCUUGACUGCCUCACCACGCUCGCCAUAGGCGCGUGCUUCCUGCUGUCCCCCGUCUUCGGCCUCCCCCUCAAGACGGACUACGUGCGGUUUUUGGAGAUCACCCGGGUGCUUCGGUUGCUGCACCUGCUAGGCGGCCUGCGCCGCUUCAAGAUCAUCGUGCGCACGUUCCUGCGGCUCCUCCCCGCCAUGGCCCCCCUCAUGAUGCUCCUCUUCUGCUUCCUCUGCCUCUACUGCGCGGUCGGCGUUCAGCUCUUUGGCGGGCUGGUGUACAAGGGCAACCCGGACCUGGAGAGCACCUCCUACGUACAGAACAACUUCACGAGCCGCAACUUCAACGACUUUGCGAGCGGCAUGGUCACCAUCUUCGACCUCCUCAUGGCCAGCAGCUGGCUGACGUACCAGGACGCGUUUGUACGGGCCACCCACAACCAGUGGACGUCCGUUUACUUUAUCAGCUUCUACGUCUUGGCGAUUGUAUACAUGCUGAACCUGGUCGUGGCGUUCGUGCUGUCGGCUUUCGUGACCCAGAUGAAGAUCGAGGAGCGGCGGGAAGCGAAGAGACUCAAAGCGCUUGCCGACGGGCGGCUCAUACAGCCACAGUCCCCCGGUGAGAGUUCCGGCUCUUCCCGCCGGCCACCUUACACGUUGCACAGCAGCCCGAGCAGUCUGCGUUUGAUAGAAAACAUGUUCAAAGCCGAGCUAGAGACCGCCAAGAUCGAACAGGGAUUGUACAGUUAUGACGGAAGCGUCGGGUCACGUGGGCGGGGCGACGGUUUCUUGAGCGACAUUGGAUCUGGAAGCGAGAUUGAGGACACGGAUAGGAGGGGAGUGACGGAGAGGAGGAACCGGGGGUCCAAACGAGCGAGCGCGCUCUUUUUGGACGAGGACGAUGUAGCAUAGCACGCAAAAUUUAUCCGAAAGGCUUUGUAGCCGUCUACAGCAAGAUGAUGUGGGCCGCUCGGCGUAAGGAGAGAGGGAGGCUAGCGCCAAAAAGGGCAGGUGUCGCUAAAGAGUACCCCCGGGCAGGGCAAGGAGUUUAAUGCGUUUACCGCAUUGUUCUACAGUUGUGUUUGGAUGAGAAGGGGUACUGAAACUUCCGUGUCGUAUUAGAGUCGCUAGCUUGGGUGGUACUUUGCUGCUUGUCGCUGUUGUUGCAAACGUUCUGUAGAGAAUCAGCGUACAGGUCAUGGCGGCCAGACUGUGAGAGGUAGAACCAUCACGGAUGUACAUUAGACAUCUGGUCGACGGACUGAGCAUGCUCGAGCACACUGACCACUACACCUACAUCAAGUGGUGCGGUUGCAUGCAAGGAUCUAUACAUAUCAACCAUGAGUGG
Klebsormidium nitens is the source of this 3248-nucleotide messenger RNA. The record is from the annotation of a GenBank genome assembly. Lineage: Eukaryota; Viridiplantae; Streptophyta; Klebsormidiophyceae; Klebsormidiales; Klebsormidiaceae.